CGGCGGAGGCGGCGCUGCGGACCCGGGGGAAACUGCUGGCUGACAGGACACCCGGGAGAGACGUGAGGGAGCCGCCGCUGCCGCCUCUUACCCCCGAGCGGAGCUGGGCUCGAGAGGGCGACCCUGUGCUCCCCUGGCCCGCGGGCCAGCCGGCGCGAGGCAGAGGCGGGAAGCCGGUCUCGGCCCGGCCAGGCUCCGGGCGGCGGAGGCCGCGGAGCAGCAGCCUCGGCGCGACGUGGAGGGCUGGAGGCGGCGGCGAUGCACUAGGCCUCUCUCUGGGGCGGCUGCCCGGGACCGCAGUAGAGUGGUGAUUUUAUGCAAUGGCUUCAAGCCACAGUUCUUCACCAGUGCCUCAAGGAAGCAGCAGUGAUGUUUUCUUUAAAAAAGAGGUAGAUCCAACAAAACACAUUCGACCUGUGCAGUCACUGCGAGAUGUAUGUCCCAAGGAACCCACAGUUACAGAUCAAAAUAGAUGGACUAUAUAUCAUUCCAAAGUAAAUCUCCCGGCAGCACUAAAUGAUCCUAGAUUAGCAAAAAGAGAAUCUGAUUUCUUCACAAAAACAUGGGGAUUGGACUUUGUGGACACCGAAGUCAUACCUUCAUUCUACCUCCCACAGAUCAGCAAGGAACAUUUUACAGUAUAUCAACAGGAAAUCUCUCAGAGAGAGAAGAUACAUGAGAGAUGCAAGAAUAUUUGUCCUCCUAAAGAUACCUUUGACAGGACUCUUUUACAUACUCAUGAUAAAUCCAGGACAGAUCUGGAGCAAGUACCUAAGAUUUUUAUGAAACCAGAUUUUGCCUUGGACUAUUCCUUAACUUUUAAUUCAGUUUUACCAUGGUCUCAUUUUAAUACUGCUGGUGGAAAAGGAAAUCGUGAUGCAGCUUCCUCAAAGUUGCUUCAAGAAAAGCUGAGCCAUUAUCUGGACAUUGUGGAAGUAAACAUUGCUCAACAGAUCUCUCUACGUUCAGAAGCAUUUUUUCAUGCAAUGACCUCUCAACAUGAAUUGCAGGACUACCUCAAGAAAACUUCCCAAGCUGUAAAAAUGCUUCGAGAUAAAAUUGCACAGAUUGAUAAAGUAAUGUGUGAAGGAUCACUACACAUUUUAAGACUGGCACUUACCAGAAAUAAUUGUGUUAAAAUAUACAAUAAACUGAAGUUAAUGGCCACUGUACACCAAACUCAGCCUACAGUGCAGGUGUUAUUAUCUACUUCUGAAUUUGUUGGAGCAUUGGACUUAAUAGCAACAACACAGGAGGUUCUACAGCAGGAACUUCAGGGCAUUCACAGUUUUCGGCAUUUGGGAUCACAGCUUUGUGAAUUAGAAAAACUGAUAGAUAAAAUGAUGAUUGCAGAAUUUUCUACUUACUCUCAUAGUGAUUUAAAUAGACCACUAGAAGAUGACUGUCAAGUUUUAGAAGAGGAAAGACUAGUAUCUCUUGUAUUUGGACUUUUAAAACAAAGAAAACUUAAUUUUUUAGAAAUGUAUGGUGAAGAAAUGAUUAUUACAGCAAAGAAUAUCAUUAAACAGUGUGUGAUUAAUAAGGUUUCACAAAUAGAAGAAAUAGACACAGAUGUUGUUAUGAAGCUUGCAGAUCAGAUGAGAAUGUUGAAUUUUCCCCAGUGGUUUGACCUGUUAAAGGAUAUUUUUUCUAAGUUUAAAAUUUUCCUACAGAGAGUUAAGGCAACAUUGAAUAUCAUUCAUAAUGUUGUUCUCUCAGUUCUUGACAAAAACCAAAGGACUCGAGAAUUGGAGGAAAUUUCACAGCAGAAAAAUGCUGCAAAAGUUAAUUCGCUGGAUACAGAAGUGGCUUAUUUAAUCCCUGAAGGCAUGUUUAUAAGUGAUGCAUUCAGUGAGGGUGAAUUAGCACCUAUAGUAGUUGACACUACCUCGCAAAGAAAUGCAUCUCCAAAUAGUGAGCCCUGCAGCAGUGAUUCAGUAUCUGAACCAGAAUGUACUACUGAUUCUUCGUCUAGCAAAGAGCAGACAUCAUCAUCUGCUACUCCAGGAGGUGUGGAUAUUAUGGUCAGUGAAGACAUGAAAUUAACUGACUUAGAGCUGGGGAAGCUGGCAAAUAAUAUCCAAGAGUUAUUGAAUAGUGCCUCAGAUAUAUGUCAUGAUCGAGCCGUCAAAUUUCUCAUGUCAAGAGCAAAGGAUGGUUUUCUUGAGAAGUUAAAUUCCACGGAAUUCAUUACACUUUCUAGAUUAAUGGAAACAUUCAUUUUAGAGACAGAACAGAUCUGUGGAAGAAAAAGCAUGUCAUUACUUGGAGCACUUCAAAGCCAAGCUAAUAAAUUUGUAAAUAGAUUUCAUGAAGAGAGAAAAACCAAGCUCAGUCUCCUCUUAGACAAUGAGCGCUGGAAGCAAGCUGAUGUUCCUGCAGAAUUUCAGGAUCUUGUUGAUUCUAUAUCAGAUGGAAAGAUUGCUUUACCUGAAAAAAAAUCAGGGGAAGAAAGAAAACCAGCUGAAGUUCUCAUUGUUGAGGGACAACAGUAUGCUGUUGUUGGAACUGUAUUGCUGUUAAUAAGAAUUAUCCUUGAAUAUUGCCAGUGUGUGGAUAACAUCCCAUCUGUUACUACUGACAUGCUUACUCGUCUGUCAGAUUUGUUGAAGUACUUCAAUUCAAGAAGUUGCCAGUUAGUUCUUGGAGCUGGUGCAUUGCAAGUUGUUGGACUAAAAACAAUAACUACAAAAAAUUUGGCUCUUUCUUCACGAUGUUUGCAGUUAAUUGUGCACUACAUUCCUGUGAUCCGGGCUCAUUUUGAAGCUCGACUACCACCUAAGCAAUAUAACAUGCUUAGGCAUUUUGAUCAUAUCACUAAGGAUUACCAUGACCACAUUGCUGAAAUAUCAGCUAAACUUGUAGCGAUAAUGGAUAGCUUAUUUGACGAGCUGUUAUCAAGGAAUAUUUGUAAGCAAAUGGCCAAAAUGCAUGAAGCUAUAUUUGAUCUUCCAGAAGAACAAACACAGAUGUUAUUUUUAAGAAUUAAUGCAAGUUAUAAACUUCACUUGAAAAAGCAGUUAUCUCACUUAAAUGUGAUAAAUGAUGGAGGACCUCAAAAUGGGUUGGUCACAGCAGAUGUAGCUUUUUACACUGGAAAUCUUCAAGCCUUAAAAGGUCUUAAAGAUUUGGACCUAAAUAUGGCAGAGAUCUGGGAACAGAAGAGGUGACAACUCACUGGAAAACUGGGUAGUUCAUCUAACCAUGGGACAUGUAUGUUUCUGAAGAAUAUCUGAAUGCCUGUGUUUCGAGAACCUGGAACCCAAAGUGAACUGAGGUGGGGGAAAGGGAAAAGGAAAGUAUCAGUGUUGGGAAACUGGAUUCAGUGGGAUCUACAAGGAAUGCCAUUUUUGUGCAUUCUUAAGUGAGGAGUAACUGAUCAGGUGUCUAUAACAUUUUUCAUUCUCUCUGGAAACAGACUCAGGUUUCUUUGGACCAAAUCCAAAAGAACACAUAGCUGUAACACAGCUGUAGUUGACUAGAAUGCUCUGUAUACUUUAUAUUAAAAAAUGCUUUGCAUUUCUUCCAGUGCAAUGAAAUUCAUACGGUGUCCCACCUUAUUUAAUGAUGGUACAAUUUAAAAUAUUAAAAUCUUAGUCAACCUCUGUAGAAAGUUUUCUCUAUGAAAGUAAAGCUGUUUGAAAAAUUAUUUUUUUACAGAUCUUUCUAUAAAAAAUAAACAUCUUUUGAUUGCUUGGA
Molecule: messenger RNA, 3699 nt
Organism: Marmota monax (woodchuck)
Lineage: Eukaryota; Metazoa; Chordata; Mammalia; Rodentia; Sciuridae
Product: vacuolar protein sorting-associated protein 54-like
Biological process (GO): Golgi to vacuole transport; retrograde transport, endosome to Golgi
Cellular component (GO): GARP complex
Molecular function (GO): syntaxin binding
Source: RefSeq, a predicted model, not a curated record